UACCUUAUUUAUUUCUCAACCGACCCCGCGUUUUCUUUCUCUCCUACAUUUAUCUCCUCGCCGAUAACUACCUGACUCGCCGGCGGUGACUGUAUCCACGGCGACGAUCGCAGGGGACUCGAAUUUUCAUCGGGGAUCGAGGACGAGGAACUUGUUCUUGUGAUUCUUGUAGGAGGAUGGGAAAUUGUAACGCGUGUGUGAGGCCGGAGACUACAGAGGACGACUCGUCGGUGAAUCGGAAGAAGAAUGAUGAAGACCGGAAAUCAUCAAAUCCAUACUCUCGGGAUUCUGUUGCUAGGUCGCCAGCUCCGCUUAGGGUUUUGAAAGAUGUGAUGCCGCUCAGUCACCGGACGCGAAUCAGCGAUAAGUAUAUACUGGGGCUUGAACUUGGCCGUGGAGAGUUCGGGAUCACGUACCUGUGUACCGAUAAAGAGACGAAGGAGUCUUUGGCUUGUAAAUCGAUUUCAAAGAGGAAGCUGAGGACUGCGGUGGAUAUAGAGGAUGUGAGACGAGAGGUUGCUAUAAUGUCGAAUUUGCCUGAGCAUCCGAAUAUAGUGAAGCUUAAAGCGACCUACGAGGACAGCAAGAACGUUCAUCUAGUUAUGGAGCUUUGUGCAGGAGGUGAGCUUUUCGAUCGGAUUGUAGCUAAAGGACACUACACCGAGCGCGCUGCAGCAAACGUUGCGAGAACAAUCGCUGAAGUGGUAAGGAUGUGCCACGCUAAUGGUGUUAUGCACAGAGACUUGAAGCCUGAGAACUUUUUGUAUGCGAACAAGAAGGAACAUUCACCGCUUAAAGCGAUUGAUUUCGGUCUCUCUGUGUUCUUCAAGCCUGGGGAGAAGUUCACGGAGAUAGUGGGAAGUCCAUACUACAUGGCGCCAGAAGUACUGAAAAGAAACUAUGGACCAGAGGUUGAUCUUUGGAGUGCUGGUGUGAUAUUGUAUAUUUUGUUGUGCGGGGUUCCUCCAUUCUGGGCUGAGACUGAACAAGGAGUAGCUCUGGCAAUUUUGAGGGGCGUACUUGAUUUUAAGAGGGAACCAUGGCCACAUAUUUCAGAGAGUGCUAAAAGCCUUGUCCAGCAGAUGUUGGAGCCAGAUCCUAAAAAGCGCUUAACUGCUCAGCAGGUGCUUGAUCAUCCUUGGUUACAAAAUGCAAAGAAAGCUCCAAAUGUUCCACUAGGGGAUAUUGUAAGGAUGAGGCUCAAGCAGUUCUCUGUUAUGAAUAGGUUCAAAAAGAAAGCCCUAAGGGUGAUAGCAGAGCACUUAUCUGUUGAAGAAGUUGAAGUGAUCAGAGAUAUGUUUUCUUUGAUGGACACCGACAAUGAUGGGAAGGUAUCUUUUGAGGAACUGAAGGCAGGGCUAAAAAAGGUCGGCUCACAAUUGGGUGAGCCCGAGAUGAAAAUGCUCAUGGAAGUGGCUGAUGUUGAUGGUAAUGGUGUACUGGAUUAUGGGGAGUUUGUAGCAGUUACAAUACACUUGCAGAGGAUGGAAAAUGACGAGCAUUUUCGCAGAGCAUUUAUGUUUUUUGAUAAAAAUGAAAGUGGGUUCAUUGAAUUAGAUGAGCUACGGAAAGCCUUGGCGGAUGACGCAAGUGAAACGGAUAGUGAUGUGCUGAAUGAGAUCAUGCGCGAGGUUGACACAGAUAAGGACGGACGAAUAAGUUACGACGAGUUCGUGGCCAUGAUGAAAACUGGAACAGAUUGGCGAAAGGCAUCAAGGCAGUAUUCAAGAGAGAGGUUCAAGAGUUUGAGUCUGAACCUAAUGAAAGACGGAUCGUUGCAACUUCAUGAUGGGGUCACAGGAAAAGCCGUUGUGGUGUGAAGUAAAUUCAUUUUCUGAUCUUAGUUUUCAAACGGCAAGAUUUAUAUGUACCAGGAUGAGCUUCUUCCACCAUUGGAGCAAAUCUUCUCCUGGAUCUCAUGGAGGUACAGUAAAUAGACAUUUCAUCCCUGAAAUCCUUUUUACCUGUAUAUUUUUCUUACAUUAUUUACCUGUGAUGAUUUACUGAAGCUUCGUAACUUUGAAAGAAGGGUAAAAACAUAAACACCAAAGAGAAAAAAAGAAGAAGAAGAAGAAGUAGAAGAAGAAGAUGUUAGAAUUGCUUGUUGGGAUCUGAGUUUGAGCAAAAAAAUUUAAUGAUUUCUGUUUGUACAGAUUGGAAACACUCCAAAUUUAAUGAUUUUAGAUGACAGCCAUAGGUUCAUGCA
This is a messenger RNA of Cucurbita maxima (winter squash), 2206 nucleotides long. Its product is annotated as calcium-dependent protein kinase 10-like. NCBI's taxonomy places the organism in Eukaryota, Viridiplantae, Streptophyta, Magnoliopsida, Cucurbitales, Cucurbitaceae. Gene Ontology annotation, molecular function: calcium ion binding; calcium/calmodulin-dependent protein kinase activity; calcium-dependent protein serine/threonine kinase activity. Bases 177 to 1820 code for a protein of 547 amino acids. Gene Ontology annotation, cellular component: nucleus; cytoplasm. The record is from RefSeq and is a predicted model, not a curated record. The transcript is spliced from 7 exons. Gene Ontology annotation, biological process: protein autophosphorylation; peptidyl-serine phosphorylation; intracellular signal transduction.